This is a messenger RNA of Hypoxylon trugodes, 1683 nucleotides long. Its product is annotated as lactoylglutathione lyase. Bases 449 to 1522 code for a protein of 357 amino acids. NCBI's taxonomy places the organism in Eukaryota, Fungi, Ascomycota, Sordariomycetes, Xylariales, Hypoxylaceae. The transcript is spliced from 6 exons. Gene Ontology annotation, molecular function: metal ion binding; lactoylglutathione lyase activity. The record is from RefSeq and is a predicted model, not a curated record.
ACUAUGGAUAGGUCUGAAAAAAUGAGGUCCCGGGUUUUCUUUCCGGAGUUCGGGGAAUAUCACAAUUGGAAUACAGAGAACACAGGUUAAGAGUCCCCUGAAGUUAAGGCUUGUAGCACUUGAGGUAGGCAAUAGACUUAGUGUAUGUCUCUGAACUGAUUUGAGUUUCUUGUGAUACAGUAACCCAGCUCGGUCUGCCGGUGUUUACUACCCGAACAUCUGAAGCUAUCGAUCGAUAGCGGAUUGAUGCCCCAAUUUUCAUCGGCUAGAUCCCCGUAAAUGCGGGGCUGGAGGGGUAGCUGUCACAAAACGUCAUUGUAACCUUAGUCCAUUGCGUCUUUCUUAGAGGGGAAGCAGCUUUAUACUGGUUUAUCCUGUCAUGUUGAUUAGCAAUCAUUGAUACGUUUACUGUAACUCUUGUCUUCGACAACUACGAUACCUCCACCCUAUGUCUUGUUUCCGUACUUUGUUUAGGAUACCAACAAGAUCGUAUACUCUAAAUACCCCAAAGCAAUUCAUAGGCGUUUGGCGCACAUUCGCAACCAUGGCGUCAACUACGAAUACAAACAACUACAAGUUCAACCACUCUAUGCUCCGAGUGAAAGACCCUAAAGCAUCUGUCAAAUUCUACGAAUUCCUCGGCAUGACCGUAGUCAAGCAUCUACAAUUCCCCGAAUCCAAAUUCGACCUCUACUUCCUAGGCUACGACAGUCCAUCCGCGCACUCGCACGGGCGGAGUACAUUCGACCGUCAAGGGCUUAUCGAACUCACGCAUAACUACGGCACCGAAGACGAUCCCAACUACAAGAUUAAUAACGGAAACGCGGAGCCCCAUCGUGGGUUUGGUCAUGUGUGUAUUGCGGUAGACCAUAUUCAGGCGGCGUGUCAGAGGAUUGAGGAUGCCGGGUAUAGGUUUCAGAAGAAGUUGACGGAUGGGAGGAUGAAGCAUAUUGCGUUUGCACUGGAUCCUGAUGGGUAUUGGGUUGAGGUUGUUAGUUUGAGGGCGGGGAGUAAGGGGGCGGAUGAUCCGGAGGAACAGGGGGUUACGACGGAUGUGACGACGUAUAGAAUGAACCACACGAUGAUCCGCGUCAAGGACGCCGAGAAGUCCCUUAAGUUCUACCAGGAGGUUCUGGGCAUGACUCUGUUCCGUACUGUUGAGCAGCCCGCUGCGAAGUUCAACUUGUACUUCCUCGGGUACCCCGGCGAGAAGGGCCUUCCCGAGGGCGGGUUCACGGCCGAUUAUGAGGGUUUGUUGGAGUUGACGUGGAAUUAUGGUACCGAGAAGGAUGAGAACUUCAAGUACCACGAUGGUAAUUCAGAGCCCCAAGGGUUUGGACACAUUUGUGUCUCGGUUGACAGCCUCGAUGGUGCAUGCUCGAGAUUCGAGAGCCUAAAUGUCAAUUGGAAGAAGCGACUUACGGAUGGGCGCAUGAAGAACGUUGCCUUCGUACUUGACCCUGACGGAUAUUGGGUUGAGAUCGUUCAGAAUGAGCGUUUCUCUGGACAGGAGAACUUCUAAAUUCAAUAGGACUCAAUCAAGUUUACCAUGAUCUUCAGCACGUAGUAUCAGAUGCGGUGGCAGUAGGAGAAAUAGUAAAAGUAGUAUUUAAUGAAUAAAUAUCAAUCAAAUUCUGGAUUAAUACAUAAUAAUUUAUACGGUUGUGGUUAAUAUAUACUUGA